AUGCAGGAGGCAACAGCUACCCGAAAUCCGGAAACCCGGACCCAGGUGGUCAGCGAUGCGGCGUCUUGUGGCGUGGUGGAUAGGUCACCUUCAGCAGGACCUCUGGGGUGUCACGAACAGGCGACGACGGACUGCCCCGGCCUGACUGAGCUCUCCAAAGCCUGUCCGUCGAGCUGUCCCUACGUUGCUCCGCACCCCUACCUCAGCUGCGUGUUCGAGUGCGCUUCUGCAGCAAGCUGUUCCAGCGCCAACAACAACCGCGCCUUUCCGAACAAUCGCACCAAGCAGUGCGAGCCUUGUGCAGUGGUAGGAUGCAAGCGCUGCGAUUCGCAGGACACCUGUGCCGAGUGCUUUGACAACUUUUGGCCCGAAUUUGGGGGCAGAGUUUGUGUUUACGUUUGGGACGAUCGCGCCCAGAGCGGCGUCAAUGCAGCUUUCUCUUUCGCACUGCUGACUAUUCUCCUUGUCUCAGCUGGAGUCUUUGUGAUCGAUCGAUGCAACUGUUUCGGCCGGUGCCUUCCACAAGAGAUCGAAAGCACGGUCAAUGAAUUAGAGGAGGACGAGGAAGAUGCCCUCGUCCGUGUACAGCGUGAUUGUAGCUUGUCCAAGUUUGACACACAAGGCCACACUGAAGAGGCCGUGGAGAUCGAUGAUUAUGACACCACACUUAUGGCGAUCAACCAGGGGAAGCUCCACCGAUUGCGAUGCAAGGUAAAGAACCUGGAGCCGCACCGCACGGCCGGGAUGCGCCACUCACAAAGCCUCCUGAGCCACAUGGAGCGGCAGCAGGUGGUGCAGGACUCAACAUCCGCGACGCUGCUGGGACGUUUCAAAAAUGUGCACUUCGGCGUCGACCUCCACAAGAAGUUCCUGGUGGGUGUCGGCCUACCACUCUUCCACCAGUGGCACCUGUUCUUGAUUCUGUACAGCUUGAUCAUGUGUGCCGGGACUGCGUGGAUCUACUUGGGAUCAACGCUCAGCGGGCAGCUGAUGCGCACCGGCUUAGACCACGUGAGCCACAUCAGCGAGAGCGAGGAGAAUGCCCCCCGGCCGAAAGGUAACCAAUGUGGGGGGUUCUGA
This is a messenger RNA of Symbiodinium sp. CCMP2592, 1080 nucleotides long. The record is from the annotation of a GenBank genome assembly. Lineage: Eukaryota; Dinophyceae; Suessiales; Symbiodiniaceae.